Messenger RNA from Sander lucioperca (pikeperch), 2780 nucleotides. RefSeq names its product pumilio RNA-binding family member 3 (gene pum3). The transcript has 18 exons. Bases 96 to 2069 code for a protein of 657 amino acids. NCBI's taxonomy places the organism in Eukaryota, Metazoa, Chordata, Actinopteri, Perciformes, Percidae. Gene Ontology annotation, biological process: regulation of translation. Gene Ontology annotation, cellular component: nucleolus. Gene Ontology annotation, molecular function: mRNA binding. The record is from RefSeq and is a predicted model, not a curated record.
CGGCAGCGAAGGUUCAGUUUGAUUGGACGUUUUGUGCCGUAAACCGUGUUGGUUACAGAACGCAUGGGAAGAGCAGAGCGUGUGUAUCUGAAAUAAUGGAGGCUAAAUCCAAAAAACCCUUUUCCCCUAAAGGUGGAAAGAAGUUUACACAGAAAGGAAAAGAUUCCAUAGGGACCAAACUUGGUGGGAAACCAGGCGGUAAGCCAGGUGGGAAAAAGCCCUUCAAAUCGUACAACAACGCAGAGAGGAAGGGCAGACCGGAGAAGGGCGGGGAUGGCGGCAAGCGAGGACAAAAGUUUGCUUUCUCCAAAGACGGGGAGGGCCCGCAGAAGAGAAAAAUGCCAUUUAAAGGGAAACAUACAGAAGAAGAGGGUGGAGGUCCGGCGGCUAAGAAAAUGAAGAAAGGCGAGUUCAAGCCAAAGACGGAGCUGACGGAGGAGGAGCUGAAGAAGAACAGGCAGCAGAGGAAGAAGGAUCUGAAGAACAGCAGACAGCAGGCGGAGAGGAAGGACAUGUUUCAGAUCAUCUGUCAGUGCAAACGUGUGUGGGGAGACCUCAGGAGGAAGAAAUGCGAAAACGACUUAAAGCAGAAACUGAUGAAGGAGCUUCAUGAUCUGAUUCGCGGGAAGAUCAAACAGAUGGCGUUUGCUCACGACUCGGUGCGCGUGCUGCAGUGUUUCAUCCAGUUCGGCAGCCACGAGCAGAGACAGGAACUGUUGGAGGAGCUCAAAGAUGACAUCAUCGAGUUGUGUAAGUCGCAGUACGGCAAACACGUGGUGAAAAAAAUGCUGAUGUACGGGAACAAGGAGCUGGUGGCGGCGGUGAUGCAAACGUUUAAAGGCCACGUGCGGCCGAUGCUUCGCCACGCGGCCGCCUCGUCCAUCAUCGAGUACGCAUACAACGACAAAGCUGUGCUCGCACAGAGACUCAUGCUCACUGAGGGGCUGUACGGGAACACCUUCACUGUCUGCAAGUCGACAGUGUGCAACACCAUCGAAAAAGUUGCCGAGGCGAACCCGGACAAGCUGAAAAACAUCAUCGACGAGAUGAAGCAGAUUCUCACCCCCAUGGCCCAGAAAGAACAAGUGAUCAAACACUCUCUGGUCCACAAAGUCUUCCUGGACUUCUUCCUGUUUGCGCCGGACAAACCGAGAACGGAGAUGAUCGAGUCCAUCAGAGAGGCGGUUGUCUACAUGGCUCACACGCACGACGGAGCCCGAGUGGCGAUGCACUGUCUGUGGCACGGGACAGCCAAGGACAGAAAGGUCAUCAUCAAAACCAUGAAGACCUACAUGGUGAAGUUUGCCACGGGAGAGUUUGGUCACCUGGUCCUUCUGGCCAUGUUCGACUGUGUGGACGACACCAAGCUGGUCAAACAGGCUGUGCUCUCGGAGAUCCUGUCGUCUCUGGACGAGGUCAUCGGUAAUAAAUACGGUAAGAAGGUGCUGCUGUACCUGCUGAGCCCCAGAGACCCCGCUCACCUGCUGCCUGAGAUCAUCAAGGUGCUGGAGCAAGGAGACGGGAACGCACACAGUAAAAAGGACAUGGCACUUCGGAGGAAGGAGCUGCUGGAAGUGGUCUCCCCCCCACUGCUGGAGCAUCUCCAUGACAACGCUGCCGCCAUGGUGAUGGACAAGGCGUCCAGCGUCACCGUUAGUGACAUCCUGGCAUCGGCCUGUGGGGACCUGCGGCCCGCCAUGACGGCCGUGGCUCAGCUGGCCAACCAGGAGUUGGUGCCAGGAGGGACCAACGGACAGCUUCACAUGGCGGAGCAUCCAGCAGGACACCUGGUGCUGAAAUGGCUCAUGGAGCAGGACAUGACACUGGCAGAGGCCGGCAAGGAAGAGAGGUUCAGCAGAAUACUGGUGGACACUGUGGGAACAGACAAACUGAAGAGCUGGGUCAAAGUCAACAGAGGAGCCAUGGUGCUCUGCAGCCUCCUGAACAGCUGUGACAAGUCCGUGGCAGCUGAGGUGAAGGCGGCGCUGGAGUCCAUCAAAUCGGAGCUCAGCAGCAUCAGCAACACCAACAAAGGAGCAGAAAUCCUGCUGGAGAAUCUGAACAAGUAGAGACUUCUGAUUUCAGACAGACUGGUGAUGUUAAACACAUCACUUCCUGUGCAGCAGUGGGCCUUUUUUCCCCCAAAAACGCCUACACGACUGCGAGCGGAAACUUUUUCACAAAAUGGAUACAACCUGGAGCACCGUUGUCAUGGCCGUCACUGGCGGAAACAACGGACGUGAAUUUGUGUGGAAAUGUUGACAAUUGUAUCUGUGUAUAAUGAAAUAAAGGUGUUUGGAGGACGAGGCGAUGCUUCAAGAAAACAGAUGCCCCCUGUGUGCAGGCAGCAACAAUGCACAUAACGUACAUACAACAUAUACUUACAUUUUUAGUCAAGCUGCUGCCAAUGAAAGUCAGCAUCUCUUUCACAUUAAAAGCUUACGUGGUGGAAGAAAAACUACGCCCUUAGAGCCGCUGAAGGCUUUUAAAGUGAAGUUUAAAGUGAGUUUCAUUGACAUCCAAAUGGAAAAAACUACCAAACUGAUAUCUCAAAACCGUCUCUAUGGCAACAUACAACCUAAAGGCUUUCUUGUGGUAAUUUGAGUGAACCAGGGCCUGCACAGUCAGUGAAUACAAACAGCAGCCCCGUUUCUAGAUGUCCAGAAGUCCUGAAUGUUUGUGCCAUCCUGUUUCAGAUUUUAUUUCUUAAGAUUUUUUACCUUGUGAUAACUGUACCAGCUGAAAAGAAAGUGUUUGCAAAUUAAAGAUUAUUUGAAGUA